Messenger RNA from Coregonus clupeaformis (lake whitefish), 1471 nucleotides. RefSeq lists its product as uncharacterized. The coding region runs from base 27 to 1163 and encodes 378 amino acids. The record is from RefSeq and is a predicted model, not a curated record. NCBI's taxonomy places the organism in Eukaryota, Metazoa, Chordata, Actinopteri, Salmoniformes, Salmonidae. The transcript is spliced from 3 exons.
UCUGUCCUGGACAGAGAGACAGAGACAUGUUAUUUACCAGGUUCUGUCCUGGACAGAGAGACAGAGACGUGUUAUUUACCAGGUUCUGUCCUGGACAGAGAGACAGAGACGUGUUAUUUCCCAGGUUCUGUCCUGGACAGAGAGACAGAGACGUGUUAUUUCCCAGGUUCUGUCCUGGACAGAGAGACAGAGACAUGUUAUUUCCCAGGUUCUGUCCUGGACAGAGAGACAGAGACAUGUUAUUUCCCAGGUUCUGUCCUGGACAGAGAGACAGAGACGUGUUAUUUCCCAGGUUCUGUCCUGGACAGAGAGACAGAGACGUGUUAUUUCCCAGGUUCUGUCCUGGACAGAGAGACAGAGACGUGUUAUUUCCCAGGUUCUGUCCUGGACAGAGAGACAGAGACAUGUUAUUUCCCAGGUUCUGUCCUGGACAGAGAGACAGAGACAUGUUAUUUCCCAGGUUCUGUCCUGGACAGAGACAUGUUAUUUACCAGGUUCUGUCCUGGACAGAGAGAUGUUAUUUACCAGGUUCUGUCCUGGACAGAGAGACAGACCUGUUAUUUCCCAGGUUCUGUCCUGGACAGAGAGACAGAGACAUGUUAUUUACCAGGUUCUGUCCUGGACAGAGAGACAGAGACAUGUUAUUUCCCAGGUUCUGUCCUGGACAGAGAGACAGAGACGUGUUAUUUCCCAGGUUCUGUCCUGGACAGAGAGACAGAGACGUGUUAUUUCCCAGGUUCUGUCCUGGACAGAGAGACAGAGACAUGUUAUUUACCAGGUUCUGUCCUGGACAGAGAGACAGAGACGUGUUAUUUCCCAGGUUCUGUCCUGGACAGAGAGACAGAGACGUGUUAUUUCCCAGGUUCUGUCCUGGACAGAGAGACAGAUACAUGUUAUUUCCCAGGUUCUGUCCUGGACAGAGAGACAGAGACAUGUUAUUUACCAGGUUCUGUCCUGGACAGAGAGACAGAGACAUGUUAUUUACCAGGUUCUGUCCUGGACAGAGAGACAGACCUGUUAUUUCCCAGGUUCUGUCCUGGACAGAGAGACAGAGACAUGUUAUUUACCAGGUUCUGUCCUGGACAGAGAGACAGAGACAUGUUAUUUCCCAGGUUCUGUCCUGGACAGAGAGACAGAGACAUGUUAUUUACCAGAUCCGUUGAGGGAUGGAGGGGGACACUUCUUUUUCCUACUAGCCCCAACUUUGCUGAUAAGUACUUUUUUUUACUAUGACUGUGAUAUGUGGUUGUCUCACCUACCCAUUUUAAGAUGAACGCACUAACUAAGUGCCUCUGGAUAAGAGCAUCUGCUAAAUGACUAAAAUGUUGAUUGAGAAUACACAGCAUUCUUAUAGUCUACAGCAACACUCUGAUCUGGGAAGAACCUCCACCAUUUCUUCGUUCCCCCACCCUCUUUCCUUCCCCUCUCUUCUUUCCUCCACUACUCUCCUCUUUCAAUUAAUUGUUAUGGG